Molecule: messenger RNA, 831 nt
Organism: Ipomoea triloba (trilobed morning glory)
Lineage: Eukaryota; Viridiplantae; Streptophyta; Magnoliopsida; Solanales; Convolvulaceae
Product: non-specific lipid transfer protein GPI-anchored 1
Exons: 2
Coding region: 116-694 (192 amino acids)
Source: RefSeq, a predicted model, not a curated record
CUUCAGUGCGUCCUUAAAUGGUAUGUCGCCCUCCUUACUUUAGUUCUUGUCUUCUCCAAUUGUUUAAGCCGUGUUGUUGUGAGGUUAGCUAGCUAGUAGAGUUGGAGAUCGAAAAAUGACGUUAAGGGACGUUAAAGUGUUGGGUUUGGUGUUGUUGUUGGUUGGUUGCGGCGGAGGAGUGGCGGCGGCGAAGGAUGACUUGAAGGACAAGUGCGGGAAAGAGUCGACGAAAGUGACGGAUUGCCUGAUGUACGCGAUCGGGACGGCGGACGCGCCGAGCAAGCAGUGCUGCGACUCGGUGUCGAGCAUUAAGGAGACGGAUCCGGUGUGCCUCUGCUACGUUAUACAGCAGGUUCAUAAAGGGGAUAGCUCCGUCACCGGUCUUGGCAUUAAAGAGGACCGUUUGCUUAAGCUUCCGUCCGCGUGUAAGCUCGCCAAUGCCAGCACCACCAACUGCCCUAAACUGUUGAACCUUCCGGCGGGGUCUCCGGACGCCGCCAUCUUCACAAACGCCACAACUAGUCACGCCACUUCGACAACCCCCGGCGCAUCUCCCGGCGCCUCAUCAACGUCACAGCCGACCACCGCUGGCGGUGACUCUGCUGGGUUCAAGCACGCCCCGCAGCUCGCCGGAGUGCCCUUGUUGGCCGCUGCUGUCGCCGUCGUCCUCUGGGCAUUUCCCAGUGUGGUUUGAUGAUGUGGUGUAGCUUGCAGUACGUAGUUGGUAUUUUAAUGUUCUAAUUUUCUUUAAUUAAUCUCCAUUUCCACUUCAUGCUGUUUUGUACUUUGGAAAAUUAUCAAGAGCCUUUAUUAUUAUUAUUAUUAUUAUUA